This is a messenger RNA of Harmonia axyridis, 2987 nucleotides long. RefSeq names its product influenza virus NS1A-binding protein homolog A-like. Bases 212 to 2392 code for a protein of 726 amino acids. The record is from RefSeq and is a predicted model, not a curated record. Gene Ontology annotation, molecular function: protein binding. Lineage: Eukaryota; Metazoa; Arthropoda; Insecta; Coleoptera; Coccinellidae. The transcript has 11 exons.
AAAACAGGGAAUUGUGUUGGUGAUACAAGUAGACCAAUCAACGAAAUCCAACGAAUAUUCAAUGAGAGCAUCGUAAUAUGGAAGAUUUUGAGAGUGUUUUCGAAAUUUUUAAAUGUUCUAUCACUAGUGAUUCCAUGUUAUAACGUUUGCUCGUUUGGUGAAAAUACGGCGAAUUUCGUAGUUUUUGUGCAGAUUAACCUAAGCUAUCAUAAUGGCAACAACCAACGGGAACGGGCACAACGUGAGCCACAACGGAUCGGAGGAAAUGAGGGACCCCGAAACGUACCCUGAGCCACACCUCGAAUAUGUGGACGAUAUCCACAAGGCAAACACCCUCCAGUCGUUGAACAUGAUGCGGAAAAACCGGCAAUUCUGUGACGUUAUUCUUCAUGUUGAAAAUGUUGAGGUACAUGCUCACAAAGCAGUUCUGGCUAGUGCAUCUCCUUACUUAUUUGAACUGUUCACCAACCACGAAUUGAAGAGGUCAGAGAAUUGCAUAACAUACAAACUUAAUGGAGGUUUUGACAAAAAUGCAUUGGAAAUUUUGGUUGAUUAUGCCUACACUGCAAAACUGGAAGUACAUUACAAACAGGUCAAGUCGGUAUUUCUGGCAGCUAACCAGCUCAAAAUGGAGAGGGUGUCAAAAAUUUGUGCUCAGCAUCUCAUCAAACACUUGAAUGUUGACAACUGUAUAGAGAUAAGAUCACUACCUGGAAUAGCAAGAAAUAAGGAAUUCAUGCAGCAUAUUGAUGCUUUCAUAGCAAAAGAAUUCACUCAAGUUAGUAAACUGAACAAUAUUCUCAACCUUCAUUGCAUACAAAUUGAAAUAUUGAGUCAGUCAAAGGAGGAAAUGUCGAUGGUGAACCCCAAUUCGCUAUUCAGAUUGAUUUUAACCUGGAUUCAGAAGCAAAUUACUGAAGAAUCUCUCAACAUGGCUUCACUUCUUGAAAAACCAUUCAUGUUGUAUAUUGCAAUAGACAAUUCUUUGCAAGACUGUUCCAUAAUGCCAGCUGGCGAUAUCAGCAAUACUGAAAUUGUACAAGAUUAUAGAAAGAAAUCCCUCAAAGACCCUCAACCGAAUUCUAAGAACAAACGUAAAAUCUUAAGUCAACCGUCCAAGCCCAGAGUGUUGAUCUGUAAAAGAGAAAUUGGUAUCGAAGAAGAAAAUGAAUUUGAACCAGAUUGGAAUCUUAUUGCCGCAGAUCAAGUUGGAGAUCAUAGUUAUCUAGGUUUAGUUACAAUUGGAGGAAGACUCACCACCAUAUCCUUAAUGUUAAGACUGAAUGUACCCUCUACCCCAUCUCCAGUUACCACACCAAUAUCAAGUCGGCCAGGCAGCGAAGAAAAACCAGAUUUUUAUUGUGGUGUGGCAAAUAUGUCUUCUCAAAGAUGCGCUUUUGGAUGCGGUAAUGUCAAUAACACCUUAUUUGUUUGUGGUGGCUAUGACAGAACAGAAUGCUUACGUACAGUUGAACAAUAUAUCCCAGAGACCAAUAUCUGGAAACAGCUUCCAACGAUGAGAGAAAGUAGAGGAAGAUUUAAGAUUGCAGUGUUAAAUGAUAAGGUGUAUGCCUUAGGAGGUAGUAACGGAACUACCGAGCUUGCGUCUGUUGAAAUGCUGGACCUAUCUAUUGGUAAAUGGGUGGUGAUGCCCCCUUUGCCUUUAGCCAGAAGUAAUUCAGGCGUAUGCACCCUGAACAAUUUAAUUUACUUUAUUGGAGGAUGGAAUGGUCAAGUCGGUAUCAAACAAUGUGAUGUGUUCAAUCCGGAAACCUCCACAUGGGGAUCUAUUGCUCCUUUACAUACAGGUAGAUACCAAGCUGCAGUGACAGCUUAUAACAAUCAAGUGUUUGCUAUCGGUGGUUGCGAUGCUUGGAACUGCCUAAACUCUGUAGAAGUCUACAGACGGGAUGAGAAUGUCUGGUCAUUCUUCAAACCCAUCAUCACUGCGCGUAGAGGUUGUGGAGUUGCUGUUUUCAACAACAAGAUAUAUGUCGUUGGAGGUUCAGAUGGCACUCAUUCCCUCAAUAGCACAGAGGUAUAUGAUGAAGAAACUCAGACAUGGGUUGUUGGUCCUACCAUGACUACACCAAGAGCUAAUGUAGAAGUAGCAGUUGUAGGAGAUCGAUUAUAUGCAGUGGGUGGAUUUUCUGGUAAGAACUUCCUGAACACCAUUGAAUACUUGGACCUCAAAUCCAAUGAAUGGACCACUUUCAUUCCAAAAUGUUCCUCAGAAAUACUGAUUAUACGUAAAAAACCAAGAAGCAGGAAGAAUUCCCGAAAAAGUAUUUCAGACGAGAAAUCCAAUGUAGCUGAUAAAAAAAAUGUUGAAGAUCUAAGUUUCGACGCAAUCCAGAUCGCAGCGCCAGAAGUCAUUCAAAAUGGAGCAUAAGUUUUUUUUUAAUAUUUCAAAACUAACUGUACAUUGGUUAAUCAAGACGUCAUGAUAGUGUAGGGAAUUAUGUUUUGUAUGAUGAGUAUCCUAGUAAACUUUUCAGGAAAUUGUGGCAAUAUUACCAAUUUUUUAUUGGUGUUUUUUUUUUUCAAAUUGAAUCAAUUUUAAAUAAUGCAUUUAAUUCAAGUGAUAAGGAUUUUUCAGUUAGGUUUUUUAUUUAUCCGCAAUUUCAUAAUCAGUAUUUUAAUCUAAUGAAAUAUACAAAUAAUAUGUAAGUUAAUCUUGAUCAAUGCAAUUGUAUUUGAAUAUGUAAAAUGAAAAAAAAGAUGUAUACUGAAAGUAUCUAUUUUAAAUACUCUUUUUCACAUUGCAAUAAACACGAAAAUUUUGUACAAAUAAUUAGUUGCAGUCAUCUGAAAACUGUAAUAUGAAAGUUUUAUAAAUGUUGAAAGAUAUAAUGAACGUUGACAGUUGAAUAUCUGAUGAAAAUGUAAUGAGUUUGUCGUCUUCUGAUGAUAGGAGGGCCUAUUUUGGUUCAUUUCGAUAUGUUUCAAUCCAAUUUAUAGCUAAAUAAAAUAUUAUUUACAAAGAA